Molecule: messenger RNA, 3684 nt
Organism: Diaporthe amygdali
Lineage: Eukaryota; Fungi; Ascomycota; Sordariomycetes; Diaporthales; Diaporthaceae
Product: serine threonine kinase irei
Exons: 2
Coding region: 1-3684 (1227 amino acids)
Biological process (GO): IRE1-mediated unfolded protein response; protein phosphorylation; intrinsic apoptotic signaling pathway in response to endoplasmic reticulum stress
Cellular component (GO): IRE1-TRAF2-ASK1 complex
Molecular function (GO): ATP binding; RNA endonuclease activity; protein serine/threonine kinase activity
Source: RefSeq, a predicted model, not a curated record
AUGAUGCUGCGACGGCCUCCUGGCGAGGGACGGCAUGUCGUCCAGCAACAAAACAACAGGAAGUUCUUCUGGGUCCUCGCUGCCUUGCUGCUACCGGUGCUGCCUCUCGUCGAAGCUGCCGACUUCCGCUCCGUCGAAGCCCAGCCACAGCCUCCGGCUCUUGCCUCGCCGUCGCUAGCUGCCCCUCGGGCUGCUAACCAUCACGCCGAACGACAUGGCAAGCCUCCCGGGGCCCAGCCCCGCCACGAGUCUCCCCUCGAGGGCGACAACGUCAUCCGCAAUCUUGCUGCGACUGCGCUGACGCAACACGACCUUGACACCCCGCACGCUGCUGCGCGCAGGAAGAGGACCAACACCCAGUCCGUCAAGGAAGAGCACCAUUCACCACACAGACCAAGAAACCUUCAAACCUACGAUGCGAGCGCUAUCUCUGCUGCGGCUCCGGACCACCCCGACGGGCGGUCCGUCCGAGCCCCUUCACCGUUGACCCCCGACAGGUCUAUCGAUGAUUGGGAAGUGGAGGACUUUGUUCUUUUGGCGACCAUCGAUGGAGACCUGUACGCCAGCGACCGGAGGACUGGCAAGGAACGUUGGCACAUCUCUCUCGGCCAAUCCAUGGUCGAGACCAAACACCACCGACAGGUCAAGAGCCCCGCCGAUGCCGACUCCAACACCAUCUGGGACCAGAGCGUGUGGGCCAUCGAGCCAACUGGGGACGGCGAGAUCUACAUGUACGCUCCCGGCAAGACUGAUGGCGUCAUGUCCACCGGCUUGACCAUGAAGGAGCUCGUCGAGAAGAUGUCCCCUUAUGAGAACAAGGAAUACGGGCUUGUCUACACCGGCAAGAAAGAGACGAAUAUCCUGGCACUGGACGCUGCCACCGGUCGUGCCAUCCGAUGGUUUGGCCCGACGGCGUCCAAGGCUGAGGACUGGGACAGCUGCCCCCGCCCUCUCGACCCCGUCGCCAGUAUGGACGCUGAGGAGUGCCACAGCGGCACCAUCACCCUAGGUCGGACUGAGUACACCGUUGGCAUCUCCAAUCCACGCGGGUACCCCGUCGCUACCCUGAAGUACUCCGAGUGGAGCCCCAACAUUAAAGACGAAGAUCUGAUGCGGCAAUACUCCACUACCAUGGACAAGCUCUACAUCACCAGCCGUCACGAUGGACGUGUCUACGGGUUUGACUUCGAUCGGGAUGCAGAGCGCCGUCAAUCCUUUGUCGAGCAUUUCCCGACCCCAAUUGCAAGGGCGUUUGACGUCGUCCGUCCUGCCCGCAGUUACAAUUCAUUUGAGGAGGAGGACAAAAACACGGAGCUCAUUGCUCUGCCACAACCUGCGCUCCCGGCGAAAGACGAGCAAGAGGCUCUGGUGCGGAGUGGCGCCAUUUUUCUCGAUCAGAUUGCCGGCAAUUGGUAUGCCAUGUCUGCUCGGGCAUACCCUCUGAUUACCAAGGCUCCAACUGCGCUCAUCGCCGAGCUCGACUGGUUGCAGGAAGAUGAGAAGCUACCCCCCUCCCGGCUUUCCGAAGUUUUGGUGGGCCAGCAUUUUCUUGGCAAGCCCUGGACCAGACCCCGGAACCCACUCCUACCAGGGUCCUCCAACUCGGCACCAUUAGAACCGCCACAGCUGGAUGGCCCUCGGCAGGAUCACCCGGAUGUACCCACUCUGGCCAUUGAUGCCCCCAGCCCUAGCAGCACCGUCAUCGAGAGGGUCAAGAAGCUUCCGCAGGAAGCGGCCAACAGUGCCAUUGAAGCCUUCACGAACCCCUUUGUCGCAUUGCUUUUCAUGACGGCUCUUUUCGUAUACCGCCACGAGAUCAUUCGCCGCGUCAAGGGUGUUCCCAAGGAAUCUGUCCGUUGGACGAAAGGUGUUCUCAAACAACAAGGCUUCAAUGUUGACCUGGACGAAGACUCAUCAGACGAGACGUCAGAGACACAAGUCGUGGACAAUGACCAAGAAGCUGAAAGGCUCCCAACCGAACAGGUCGUGGCCGUAAGGGAGGCACUUAAUAUCGAGGAUGAAUCCGCCUCAGAUCCAGCCACCCCUAGGGCUCCCAUCGAGAUCGCUGCACCCAUCGAGGUACAGCGUGACGCGCAGACGGAUGCAGCGCAGAAUCCACCUGAAGUAAAGAAGAAGAAGGCACACCGAGGCCGACGUGGUGGCAAGCAACACAAGAAGAAAAAUAAGGCCGAUAAUGGGUCGGCUGAAGAUGAGACCCUCAAUGACGUGGAGGAGGCAGUCAACAUGGCCAAGAAGCUGGGCGAGACAGCCCGAGGCCCCGAGCCCGACAUCCAGACAGUGCCUGACGACGUCGGCAAUGUGUCAGUCCCGAUCCUCAAGAUUGACGACAGCCUUGAGGUCAUUCAGGAGCAGCAGCUCGGCACGGGAAGCAACGGCACCAUCGUCUUCGCCGGGAAGUGGCAGGACCGGCCGGUAGCGGUCAAGCGGAUGUUGAGGUCUUUCUACGAUAUUGCUACGCGCGAGACCCGGCUGCUACGCGAGGUCGACCUGCACCCCAAUGUCAUCCGCUACUAUGCCCAGCUAGAACGUGGCGACUUCAUCUACAUCGCCCUCCAGCUUUGUGAGGCUUCACUUGCGGACGUCGUAGAAAAACCGUCGCAUUUCCGCACCCUGGCCGAGCUCGGUUCCAGGAACCCACUCGGUGUCCUGAAGCAGAUCACCAAAGGAUUGGAUCACCUUCAUUCCUUGCAAAUUGUCCACCGUGAUUUGAAACCGCAAAACAUUCUCAUCACUACUGACAUGGAUGGCGAGCCUCUCAUCCUGGUCUCCGAUUUUGGACUCUGCAAGAAGCUGGAGAAUGGCCAGUCGUCUCUUGGGGCUACUACGGCUCACAACGCUGGUACAGCUGGCUGGCGAGCUCCGGAGCUCCUACAUGACGAUGACGCGUCUACUGGUCCGAUGCUUGUAGACGCUAGCUCCACGCACAGCGGCACCGCCAGCAGCAACCAGCAACAGGGUGAGCACCGGCGUCGUGUAACCCGAUCGAUCGAUAUCUUUUCGCUCGGCAUUGUCUUCUUCUACGUCCUUACGCAGGGCUCACACCCCUUCGACUGCGGCGGUUCAUUUAUGAGGGAGGUCAACAUUCGCAAGGGCACAUACAGCCUGGAUAGGCUGGAGGUGCUCGGCGAGUACCAGCGCGAAGCCACCCAUCUGAUCGAGAAGAUGAUCAGCGCGAACCCUAAGGAGCGGCCGAAGACCAAGGACAUCCUCGUGCACCCGUUCUUCUGGUCGGCUGAGAAGCGCCUGACGUUCCUGUGCGACGUGUCAGACGCGUUCGAGCGCGAGCCGCGCGAUCCGCCCAGCCCAGCCCUCCAGGCCCUCGAGGCGGGCGCUCAUGAGGUCAUCCCGAACGGGGACUUCCUUUCGCGCCUUCACAAGGACUUUGUCAACUCGUUGGGCAAGCAGCGUAAGUACACGGGGUCGCGCAUGCUGGACCUGCUGCGCGCGCUGCGCAACAAGAAGAAUCACUUCCGCGACAUGCCCGAGGCCCUGCAGGAGAAGGUCGUAGGCCACCGCGCCAUGGAAGAGGGCUAUCUGCUCUACUGGACCACGCGGUUCCCUGACCUGUUGCUGUACUGCUGGAAUGUUGUCCGGCACGAGGACGUCGGUUUCGAUGAGGAUAUUCAGCUGCGGAAGUACUAUCAGCUGAGGAGGCCGGAGUAG